AUGCGGGCACCUUGCAAUUUGGUAAAACGUUCCAAAUGUGCAAUUUAUUGUGCAGUGUUGGUUGUGACACUAAAUAGUGUGAUUUUCUACAAGAAACAGGAGGACUCGAGGACGUGUGUAUCAGGGGUGGAGCACCGCUCCCGAGGACCCAUUGAUGGAGCUGACCCCCGGGUGGUGGCGCUGGUGAGGGAGAACUACCUCCAACAACCCUCCAACCUCCCUUACAACCUCUCCACCAACCCCAAAUACAAGGCUGCUGCAAAACAAGACUCUUGGGGAUUGAUUUAUGCAUAUACGAGGACCAUGUUUGAGGGCCACCGCGGCGGAGUCUUCAUAGAGUCCGGGGCACUGGACGGGGAGUACCUGUCUAACACCUUGUGGCUGGAACAGGAGCUGGGAUGGACGGGGCUACUGGUGGAACCCGACCCGGAUAGUUUCCGACAGAUGACAUUCAAGCACCGUAAAGCUUGGACUACCAACACCUGUCUCUCCAGGACUACCUAUCCGCAGGAAACUAUCCAUGUGGGACUGCGGCUAGGGCCUGGGUAUGUGGGCAACAGGUGGAACUAUCGGGGUUCCUCUCACACUAUAGGAGUCCAACUCGGGUCGGCCAUAUAUGAUAAGUUUCUGAGCUUGUCCGAAGAGACCUACCACACCGUGCAGUGCUUCCCUCUGGUGUCCUACCUCAGGGCACUAAACAUGUCCACGGUGGACCUGCUGGUGCUGGACAUGCAAGGUGUCGAGAAGGAUGUGUUGAGGGCGUUCCUUCCCUCCCAUCCUGACCUCUCCGUCAGGGUCAUAGUGGUCGAGGUGACCGAUGACACUCCUGACCUCACCUUCCAACACUUCAUGACAACGGCAGGAUACACCUGGGUCAACCAAAACAAAAGUUCAGAAUGGAAUGAUUACAUUUAUGUCAAACGUGACGACCCCGACUUCAGUAGGAUAAGUCAGCUCUUCAAGUACUUGAAAACUCAAUUAGUAAAAUAG
Molecule: messenger RNA, 990 nt
Organism: Procambarus clarkii (red swamp crayfish)
Lineage: Eukaryota; Metazoa; Arthropoda; Malacostraca; Decapoda; Cambaridae
Source: RefSeq, a predicted model, not a curated record